Cynara cardunculus var. scolymus (artichoke) is the source of this 933-nucleotide messenger RNA. Its product is annotated as L-type lectin-domain containing receptor kinase S.4-like. The record is from RefSeq and is a predicted model, not a curated record. Gene Ontology annotation, molecular function: carbohydrate binding. The coding region runs from base 1 to 933 and encodes 310 amino acids. The transcript has a single exon. NCBI's taxonomy places the organism in Eukaryota, Viridiplantae, Streptophyta, Magnoliopsida, Asterales, Asteraceae.
AUGACUGGGUUUUCAGUUGUAAUCGUCACUCUCGUCAUUCUUUCUGCACAACCCACUUUCUCAAUCUCACUCCGAUUUCCUAAUCGCAACUUCCCAUCCGAAGCCACACAUUCGCUCUUAGGCGACGCUCACUUCGUCGACGGUGGAUAUUCCGUUCAACUCAGUGGCCCAACACCAUCAAGCUUCGGUAUCAUCUUACGUACUACGCCUUUCAAGUUCACCUCUUCGACGUCGUUUUCCUCCAACUUCACCUUCCAAAUCGGCAAUGGCGUUGCGCUGGUAAUCAUUCCCGCUGAUUUUCCUUCUAAAUUUGCUCAGAAUACGUCGUUUGGGCUUUUGGAUGUGGAUCGAUUCCUUGAUAUCGAGUUUGAUGUCGAUCUUUGUAAAAUUUCAUCUUCUAGGGUUAGCAACGUAUCUAAAAUUAAUCAUAUUUUGAAGGGUGGGGUGAAAUUAUCAUCUUGGAUCGAUUACCAUGCGAUAUUAAAGCAGGUAGAUGUUAGGUUAAGCAAAUUAGGCGAUCCCAGGCCUGUUGAGUCACUGAUUUCAUACCGCAUAGAUUUGGGGGAAAUGUGGAAAGGAGAAGAGGCUUUAUUGGGUUUGGCAUCACCUAAUGGAAAUCAUGGACAGACUACAAAUGUGUAUUCAUGGAGGUCUAAAAUCAAGAAUGUCCCAAAAUGGCUGCAUUCGAAUCCGGCUAACCCGCAGGAUCAUUCAUCUGUACCUGAAGAUGUUGAAACUUCUAAGAAAAGAGAUUGCUUUCUUUCUGGGUUCAUAUUUGUUAUGAGUUGUGGAGCAUUGGCAGCUUUGGUUCUGUUCUUCGUGUGGUCGUAUGUGGCUGCUAUGCCGAAAGUUCCUUCUGUGUCGCCUGUUGAUUUCAAAUACGAAAAGAUUGGUGUAGUCGAAAUGAAAGAUUCUGAAACGAUUAAGAAGUAG